CUAACUGCAAAGACAACCUGAGAGCAGGAUCUCCAUUACUGAGAGCUGGAGGGACAGACUGACAGCAUCACACUGUGUAUAUACCCAGGUAAGGACAGACAGACAGACUGACUGACAGCAUCACACUGUGUAUAUACCCAGGUAAGGACAGACUGACUGACUGACUGCAUCACACUGUGUAUAUACCCAGGUAAGGACAGACUGACUGACUGACAGCAUCACACUGUGUAUAUACCCAGGUAAGGACAGACUGACUGACUGACUGACUGACUGCAUCACACUGUGUAUAUACCCAGGUAAGGACAGACUGACUGACUGACUGACUGCAUCACACUGUGUAUAUACCCAGGUAAGGACAGACUGACAGACUGACUGACAGCAUCACACUGUGUAUAUACCCAGGUAAGGACAGACUGACAGACUGACUGACAGCAUCACACUGUGUAUAUACCCAGGUAAGGACAGACUGACUGACUGACAGCAUCACACUGUGUAUAUACCCAGGUAAGGACAGACAGACUGACUGACAGCAUCACACUGUGUAUAUACCCAGGUAAGGACAGACUGACUGACUGACUGCAUCACACUGUGUAUAUACCCAGGUAAGGACAGACAGACUGACUGACUGCAUCACACUGUGUAUAUACCCAGGUAAGGACAGACUGACUGACUGACAGCAUCACACUGUGUAUAUACCCAGGUAAGGACAGACUGACUGACUGACUGACUGACUGCAUCACACUGUGUAUAUACCCAGGUAAGGACAGACAGACUGACUGACUGACAGCAUCACACUGUGUAUAUACCCAGGUAAGGACAGACUGACUGACUGACAGCAUCACACUGUGUAUAUACCCAGGUAAGGACAGACAGACUGACUGACAGCAUCACACUGUGUAUAUACCCAGGUAAGGACAGACAGACUGACUGACUGACAGCAUCACACUGUGUAUAUACCCAGGUAAGGACAGACAGACAGACUGACAGCAUCACACUGUGUAUAUACCCAGGUAAGGACAGACUGACUGACUGACUGCAUCACACUGUGUAUAUACCCAGGUAAGGACAGACUGACUGACAGCAUCACACUGUGUAUAUACCCAGGUAAGGACAGACUGACUGUAUCAUACCAUAUGAGUCUAACAGAGGGGAUAAAGGUUGCGCCAGAUUUUUUAAAUUUUUUUUAUUCUUUUGUAUCAUACCGUAUAUCUAUCUAGGUAAAAACAGGCAGACAGUAUAUCUACCCAGGUAAUAACUGUCAGAAUGCAUCAUACGGUGUAUAUAUCCAUAUAAGGACUGACGCCAUAAUCACUACAAGAAUAUGUAGUGUUUAUGGUGCUUGGAAUGUUUCUUCUUGAACCAUUGACCUAAGGGAAGGGAAGUGAAUUGAAAAUCAAAUUGCAAACUAUAACUUACAAUAGCCAGAAUGCAACUAUGCUUAAAAUAGAGAAGUUUUCUAAAUCUGGUAUUCUACCCUAAAUUUUGCAGUUCUAUUUUGAAAUCAGAUGGGUUAUUUACUAAAGUUCGAGUACAAGGAGAAUUCAAAAUUAAUUUCAAAUUUAAGGUUAAAAUAGCUGAACUGGCAAAAUGAUCUGAGUCCAUUAUGUUUUUAGUUCCAAUACUCUGGAAUUAAAUUUUAAAUUCACAUUGAGUUCUCACUUUAGUUAAUAAUCCUGAGUAUCUCCAUAUUCCUUGUAAUUUGUACCUUCAGCCAUUUGUGUAAAAUAUUUGAUUGAUGGGCUCAGUUUGGAAAGGAGUGAUAUGUUGGACCAAGUGACACUUCGAUUACUGCAGCUUUUCACAUGUAGUAACAAAAAUCUAAAUGGCAAGUAUUUCUCCAACAGGCAACCAUGCUGGUGAGUCUGUGGCAGGCAGGGGGUGCCCUGCUUGAAGAAGCUGUUGGAGGCAGUGUGGCAUCUCGUGUCCUGCUUCCAGUUACCUUUCUUCUCCUCUUGGCAUAUCUGUCGAAGCUGGCCUUCAAACAUUUAAGCACUAUUGACACCGACAACGCGGUAUGUGUAUUGUCCAAUAAUUUAACAGUUUAUUUGCUGUAGUCCUUGCAAAGUCAGAUGGGUGUAUUCAUCAUUGAACUCUGAUCUGUGUUUAACUGGCAACCACAUUUCAAGAUGUAGGACAGCAGAGUUUAAAGGGUUACUCUGAGCAUUAUACAUGUUACAACCUACUCCUAAUUGGGCAAAGUGUUUUGCAGUGGUUUCCCCGUUACCAGAGCCUCCCCUAAUGUCGACACGGUCAUAUCUGGCUAUUGCAGAACAUGGAUGCUAAUCCUGCUGCUCGUUCAUUGGCUGAACGCCAUCAGCUGGGAAAAUGCACAUCAUUGUCUUUAGCUAGCUUGGGAACUCGGUAAUAUAUCUAAAUAUGCACAGUGUUUCAUAGUGAAAAGCUGCACGUACAGGGUCUUCCACUUCCAUGCAUUGGCUUGGAGUAACCUUUUAAACCUUUACCAUCUAAUUACAGAUUGAAUUGUGUAAGUUUUCUGGUUUUAGUGGACAAGGUCCUCAAUCUCAUUGUAUAUUCAAAGAUAAUCGAGAAAGUGUCUAUAAUGAAAAAGGGUCAUCAUCUUCCACAUUGUGGGUUCACUUUGUGUGGUUGGGGAUAAAGCAACCUCAUUGAAAGACAUGGUAAACAUCUAUGAUUUGGAAUCACAUAUUCAGAGGAAGCUCAUGUUUGUCAGAAUCAUGUGUAACUCCAUCCUAAACCUGUAAAACUAGAGAACCUCAAUUUGGACACCGAUCCUCUACCAACAUCUGUCUGUUUGCCAGUAGUUCAUGGCCCAAAGAUUGGCAGUUCCCAUCCUGCUCAGAGUCUAUAGUUUGUUAAUGCCCACAAUAUGUCAGUGAUUAUGGACCAAAAGCAUUCGAUACUGGCUCCUGCUAGUGUAUCGCUUUUUUUUUUUUUUUUUACAUGCUAUUUGCAUGAAAACAGGAGAUCUAUAUCUCACUAAGAAAUAUUUCAAGAGUUAAAGGGAAAGGAAAACGUUUUAUUUUAUUUUCUUUUGUUAGGAGGAAGGGGGUUGAAAAGUUGCAUUUAAAAUGGCAUAUCUAUGUUUUAUAUGUGUGUGUGUGUGUGUGUGUGUAUGUCUGGGAAAUGUGACCUCACUGUAAAAUGUGUGUCCUCUUUUGCUACAGAAAUACCCUCCAUUUAUUUCAUCAUCUAUACCUUUUCUGGGACACGCCAUAUCCUUUGGUAAAAGCCCAAUCGAUUUCCUAGAAAAUGCAUAUGAAAAGGUAAGUCUAUUUCAUCACUUUAUUUUCCUUUUACUACACACAUUGUAAGGCAGAUGUAACACAUUGAUUGUCUAGGUUUGAGAAAGAAGCACUUCUUUUAGUUAAACUAAUUUAUUUUGCCACUUGGAAUAUUUCUAUGCAUAAAAAGUUUUGUUUAUUUCAAAGCGGAUCUGUAGCCUUUUUGUUGUGGCUUAUUUCUUUUAAAACUUUUUUUACUGGUGAGAGAAAAAAAAAUAUUUUGAGAGGACCCUGGCAUCAUGAUCACAUGAUUUCCUGACAGUGUGGGGUUAAUUCGAGCAGGGACUCAAUUUAAAUUUAUCCCUUUUGUAUUUGAAAUUGUUGUUGUUUAAUAAAUAUACGUAAUUAGAUACUGAUCAUAUAAAAGUACUUAAAUAACGUAAAUGCCAGUAUGAUAUAAAAACAUAUGUGCAGUUGGAUUGUGAUAGAGUAUGCCUGUCAUUUGUCACUUCUUCCUGACAUCAUUGACUGUUGUUGAAAACUACAUUUCCCUUGAUGCUUUGCUAACAUAUAGCAAGUUAUUGUGCUUGUUGAUCAGCUUUUCACUAUGUACCAUUAAUUAGAUGAAUGUUAAGGCAAUAAUGAUUCCCAUUAAAUAUUGCUUUUGUGUCAGUUAUAUUCUCUGUCUUGGCCAAUUUUAUUUUCUGUUUAUAAAUUUAAAACAAUUGGUUUUCUUUUGCAGUAUGGACCAGUGUUCAGUUUCACUAUGGUGGGCAAAACCUUCACUUACCUGGUAGGUAGUGACGCAGCCGCCUUGCUCUUUAACAGUAAAAAUGAGGAUCUGAAUGCCGAAGAUGUAUACUCUAGGUUGACUACGCCAGUCUUUGGCAAAGGAGUUGCCUACGAUGUUCCUAAUCCGGUAAGAUUUUAGAUACCAUUAAAUACACCACCAUUAUUAUUAUUAUUAUUUUUCAUUAGUUUUGAGUUUAGAUUUAAUUUACAUACAAAAUGUAAGAAACGGUUAUAUGUAAGGUUAACUUUAAAAAAAACGAAAAAACAAUAAAACAGUCCAACAGUUAAAGGGGCUUUGUUACUUUCUGUCUUUUUUAGCACAAUCGAGUUCUUUAAAUCCUGAAUGUAUAUUAAUAUAAUAGUGUUUCAAAAUGUAUUCUGACUUGAUAUUGUGAAAAAUAAGCAAACAUAUAGGGUUAUUCACCAAACUUUAUAAAUAAAAUCCAAAUGGAAAGUUGUGGUUUUAGCUGAGAUAGAGAAUUUUCCUCCUUCAGCUAUUUUUUUUUUUUUCUUUAGGUUUUCCAUUAAUUUGAAAAAAUGAAAAUAAAAAUGUAGUAAAUGACCUGCAGGAAUCAUUUAAUCCCAUGGCUCUUCUUUCUGAAGUUUUAUUAAGGUCAAUUCAACAUUUUAAUUAUCUCUCAGUGCUUAUGUCCCAAAUUUUCACACAUUUCCCAGACACACACACACACAUAAAUCAUAGAAAUGCCAUUUUGAAUGCAACAUUUCAACCCCCUUCCUCCGAACAAACCCCCUCAUUUUUUUCUUUUCUUUGACCCUUAACUCUUGGAAAUGUGUAAUUGGGUAAUUCACAAAAGCGUGAAUUGCCACCUGUUUGUGUGUUUUUUUUUUUUUUGUUUGUUUUUUUACCAAUAAUACACACAAGGCACAUGUCCCUGAGCAGGGGUUUAUGGAAAGCAAUGCGUUAUAGUUUUUGCAUUUGUUGUCUCACUAUGUCUGAUGUCAUGCAAAAAAAAAAAAUCCUUAACCCCUUAAGGACACGACAUGUGUGACAUGACAUGAUUCCCUUUUUAUUCCAGAAGUUUGGUCCUUAACCCUUUAAAACCGGAGGGCGUACUAUUAUGCCCUAUUCUAAGUGGCUCUAAACGCCGCAGGGCGUAAUAGUAUGCCCUCCGGUUUUCUUAUUUACACGGUCGCCGGCGAUCUCACGCCCGCGGUCGGGAGACUUACCUGGGAUCCCAGGGAGUCCCCCGCGGCGGGUUCCUUCCACCUACGGCCUCCCCGGCCAUGUGAGAGUGACCUCACAAUCACAUGGCCAGAUUAGCUGGCUGCUGCAUUUCCAGCAGGGGGACUGCCUGUAAUGACAGUUAAUCCCCCUGCUGGCUAGAAAUGAAAUAAAAUUAAAAUCAGUGUAAAAAAUAAUAAUAAUAAUAUACUUAGAUCAUAAUAAAAAAAUAAAAAAAUUAUAUAUAUAUAUAUAUCUAUCUAUAUAUAUCUCACACACUGUCUAGGUGUAUUUUACUAUUAAUAAAUAUAUAUAUAUAUUAUCAAAUUACAUGUAGACUGAUACUGAUUUAUAUAUAUAAUUAUUGUUCUAAAUAUAUAUAAUAUUAAAAAAAAAUAUGUAAAUACGUUAAAUAAAAUUAAAAAAAUAUAUAGAUGUGUUAUUUCGUUCUAACUGUAUUGUGAUAUUAAUAUAUAUUUAUAUCAAAAUACACGUAGAACGAAAUAAUAUAUUCUACAUAUAUAUUUGUGUAAUAUUUUUACAUAAUUAGGUAUAGUAAUUAAUUACAAUUAGUGGGACCUGCCUGACAACCCAAGCCAAAAGUAAACGGAAUUUAAUUUGCUAGCACUAUAUUUAACCCUAUAACUUUCCAAGACACCAUAAAACCUGUACAUGUUUUACUCGGGAGACUUCGCUGAACACAAAUAUUAGUGUUUCAAAACAGUAAAAUGUAUUACAAUGAUGAUAUCGCCAGUAAAAGUGAAGUUAUUUGCAUUUUUCACGCACAAACAGCACUUACGCGGACGAUAUUAUUGCUGUGAUACUUUUUACUGUUUUGAAACACAAAUAUUUGUUUAAUGUGAAAAAAAAAAGAUUUGAGUUUUUUUUUUUUUUUUUUCACAUUAAAAUUCGCCAGAUUGGUUACAUUGCCUUUGAGACACUAUGGUAGCCCAAGAAUGAAAAUUACCUCUAUGAUGGCAUACCAUUUGCAAUAGCAGACAACCAAAGGUAUUGCAAAUGGGGUAUGUCCAGUCUUUUUUAGUAGCCACUUAGUCACAAACACUGGGCAAAAUUGGCGUUUUUUGCAUUUUUCACACACAAACAAAUACUAACGCUAACUUUGGCCAGUGUUUGUGACCAAGAUGGCUACUAAAAAGGACUGGACAUCCUCCAUUUGCAAUACCUUGGGUUGUCUACUAUUGCAAAUGGUAUGCCAUUAUGGGUGUAAAUUCCUGGGCUACUAUACAGUCUCAAAGGCAACGUAACCAAUCUGGCGAAUUUCAAUUUAAAAUGUAACAUGCUAUAUUUAACCCUGUAACUAGGGAUCGACCGAUAUUGAUUUAUUUUUAUUUUUUUUAGAGUCGAUACCGAUAUUCUGUGAACUUUCAGGCCGAUAGCUGAUAUAAUUUGCCGAUAUUCUGUACAUUUACCAUUUUGGAAAAUAAAAACUAUUUCUAAAGGUAAAUGCACAAAAUAUACAUGCCACGUGUAGUGGAUGCAGUGUGUUUAGACAGGGGAGCUGUAUGUGUUUGUGUAGUGUGUGUAGUGGAUGCAGUGUGUGUUUGUGUAGUGGAUGCAGUGUGUGUUUGUGUAGUGUGUUAUGGAUGCAGUGUGUGUUUGUGUAGUGGAUGCAGUGUGUGUUUGUGUAGUGGAUGCAGUGUGUGUUUGUGUAGUGUGUAGUGGAUGCAGUGUGUAUUAGUGUAGUGUGUGUAUAUAAUGAAAGCAGAGUGUUUGUGUAGUGUGUGGGUAGUGUGCGUAAAGUGAAUGCAGUAUAUACUAAAUGCAAAGUGUGUGUGUGUGUGUGUGUGUGUGUGUAUAUAAUGAAUGUAGUGUGUUUAUAUAAUGCAGUGUGUGUGUGUGUGUAGUGUGCAUUAUAUAAACACACUAUGCAAACACACACUGCAUUAUAUACACACACACACACACUGCACAAACACACUGCAUUAUAUACACACACUGCACAAACACACAGCAUUAUAUACACAGUGUGUUUGUAUAGUGUGUGUAUAUAAUGCAGUGUGUGUUUGUAUAGUGUGUGUGUAUAUAAUGCAGUGUGUUUGUGUAGUGUGCAUUAUAUAAACACACUACACACACUGCAUUAUAUAUAUACACACUACACACACUGCAUUAUAUAUACACACACACUACACACACUGCAUUAUAUACACAGUGUGUUUGUAUAGUGUGUGUGUGUGUGUGUGUGUGUGUAGUGUGUGUGUGUGUGUGUAGUGUGCAUUAUAUACACACACACACACACACACACACACACUGCAUUAUAUACACAGUGUGUUUGUGUAGUGUAUGUGUAUAUAAUGGAGUGUGUGUGUGAGGGGGCAUUUUUAAUUAAAAUUUUUUUUUUUUAAUAUUUAAUUAUUAUUUUUGUUGUCCCCCCUCCCUGCUUGUUUCUUGGCCAGGGAGGGGGGAAAUAGCAGUCCCUGGUGGUCCAGUGGCAUUGGCUGAGCUGGGGGUGGAGGGGGGGCUGGAGGAGCUGCUGGGAGGUGAGUAAAUGCUUGAUGCCCGCCCCCCCCCCCAGGACUGCCGGGCUUGUAAUGAGCCUGGCGGUCCUAGGAGGUAUUAUUGGCAAUAUCGGUAUCUGAAUUAGCCGAUACCGAUAUUGUCGAAAAUACAGAAUAUCGGCCGAUUAUAUAGGUAAAACCGAUAAUCGGUCGAUCCCUACCUGUAACUUCCCAAAAUACCAUAAAACUUGUACAUAUGAGGUACUGUAGCACACAUAAGGUUUGCAAAAUAUAUUGUGCAAACUCACUUUGUAUGUCAAAAAGGCAGAAAAAACGCUUAUUACCACUACAUCUGGUACAAGCUAGCGGAAAAAUGAUCCCACGCUAAGGUUCAAACUAUACCUUUUGAAACACCCUGGGGUGUCUACUUUAAGAAAUGGUAGGCCUUUGUGGGGUAGUUUGAAUUUAAAACCUGCGAAGAUGCUUGGAAAUUGCACAUAGGCCCAGCGUCAAAAUUCAAAGUUUGGUAAAAACGGAUAUGGCUUGGUCUCCUAUAUGGCACUGUAGCUUCACAAAAUAGUGACAAAGACAUUCAUUGGGGGUGUAUUUUUACUCAAAAGACUUAGCUGAGUAUAAUUUGGGAGGUUUGAACUUAGUGGCACAUAUGAAAUAUACAAAACGCCCAGCAAAAAUGCAAUCCGUAUGUAAAAAAUGCACAAAAUUAUUUUUUACCACAUACUUUGGCAUAUAUUGGUGAAAAAAUGGGGGUAUGUUAAGGCACAAUAUGCACCUUAUGAGAUACCCUGGAGUGUCUACUUUUACAAAUGGUAGGCCUUUGUGGGGGGUUUUUGAACAGUCAAACUGUUAUAAUACCCCAAAUGGAAGCUAAGGCUCAUUAAAUCCAUCUCUCAAAAUUCUACUGUGAAUACUGUAAAGGACAGGUCUCCUAUAUGGCACUGUAGCUUCACGAAAUAGUGCCAAAGACAUUCAUAUGGGGUGUCAUUUUACUCAGAAGACUUAGCUGAGCAUAAUUUGGGGGUUUGAACUUAGUGGCACAUAUGAAAUAUACAAAACGCCCAGCAAAAAUGCAAUCCGUAUGUAAAAAAUGCACAAAAUUAUUUUUUACCACAUACUUUGGCAUAUAUUGGUGAAAAAAUGGGGGCAUGUUAAGGCACAAUAUGCACCUUAUAAGAUACCCUGGAGUGUCUACUUUUACAAAUGGUAGGCCUUUGUGGGGGGUUUUUGAACAGUCAAACUGUUAUAAUACCCCAAAUGGAAGCUAAGGCUCAUUAAAUCCAUCUCUCAAAAUUCUACUGUGAAUACUGAAAAGGACAGGUAUCCUGUAUGGCACUGUAACUUCACGAAAUAGUGCAAAAGACAUACAAUGGGGGUGUCAUUUUACUCAGCAGAUGUAACUGAACACAAAAUAAAACUUUGUACAGGAAUAGCACACACCAACUUUACAAAAUAUACACGAGAAUUUCUCUGUUAUAAGUUUGUGUGCCAAAAACCAAAAAGAACACAAUUUUACUCCAAUAUUUAGCAGAGGUUGGCGGUGAAAUGGCUACGUAGAAAGUGUCAAAACAACCUUAGGUAAAUAGCCCGUGAUGUCUACUUUAUAUAAAUAUAUACUUUUGUGUGGCAAUUUUGUUUUCUUUUAUGGCUAUUAAGCUUACAAGACAAACAUACCAAAUUCUAAAAUCGCUCCACAUUAAAAGUUUAUUUUACUCCUUGUGCUUUGUGACCUGUAACUACCAAAAAAAAACUUAAAAUCCCAGACACAUUAUAUAUUCUGUAAAUCAGAACAAAUAAAUAAAUUUAUUUUUAAUUACUUUCCUUAACCUGCACUAAUUAUGCACACAUUAUUAUUGCAAAAACUGUAAAAAAAACAAAACAAUAUUUUUCAUUUUUUUUGCAUUUUUCUGUAUUUUUUUUAUAAUAAGUAAGUAUAUAUAUAUAUAUGUGUGUGUGUGUGUAUAUAUAUAUAUAUAUAUAUAUAUAUAUAUAUAUAUAUAUAUAUAUAUAUAUAUAUAUAUAUAUAUAUACAUACACAUCAUACACACACACAGGGAAAUUAGAAUUAUUAGGCAAAUUAGUAUUUUGACCACAUCAUCCUCUUUAUGCAUGUUGUCUUACUCCAAGCUGUAUAGGCUCGAAAGCCUACUACCAAUUAAGCAUAUUAGGUGAUGUGCAUCUCUGUAAUGAGAAGGGGUGUGGUCUAAUGACAUCAACACCCUAUAUCAGGUGUGCAUAAUUAUUAGGCAACUUCCUUUCCUUUGGCAAAAUGGGUCAAAAGAAGGACUUGACAGGCUCAGAAAAGUCAAAAAUAGUGAGAUAUCUUGCAGAGGGAUGCAGCACUCUUAAAAUUGCAAAGCUUCUGAAGCGUGAUCAUCGAACAAUCAAGCGUUUCAUUCAAAAUAGUCAACAGGGUCGCAAGAAGCGUGUGGAAAAACCAAGGCGCAAAAUAACUGCCCAUGAACUGAGAAAAGUCAAGCGUGCAGCUGCCCGAUGCCACUUGCCACCAGUUUGGCCAUAUUUCAGAGCUGCAACAUCACUGGAGUGCCCAAAAGCACAAGGUGUGCAAUACUCAGAGACAUGGCCAAGGUAAGAAAGGCUGAAAGACGACCACCACUGAACAAGACACACAAGCUGAAACGUCAAGACUGGGCCAAGAAAUAUCUCAAGACUGAUUUUUCUAAGGUUUUAUGGACUGAUGAAAUGAGAGUGAGUCUUGAUGGGCCAGAUGGAUGGGCCCGUGGCUGGAUUGGUAAAGGGCAGAGAGCUCCAGUCCGACUCAGACGCCAGCAAGGUGGAGGUGGAGUACUGGUUUGGGCUGGUAUCAUCAAAGAUGAGCUUGUGGGGCCUUUUGGGUUGAGGAUGGAGUCAAGCUCAACUCCCAGUCCUACUGCCAGUUCCUGGAAGACACCUUCUUCAAGCAGUGGUACAGGAAGAAGUCUGCAUCCUUCAAGAAAAACAUGAUUUUCAUGCAGGACAAUGCUCCAUCACACGCGUCCAAGUACUCCACAGUGUGGCUGGCAAGAAAGGGUAUAAAAGAAGAAAAUCUAAUGACAUGGCCUCCUUGUUCACCUGAUCUGAACCCCAUUGAGAACCUGUGGUCCAUCAUCAAAUGUGAGAUUUACAAGGAGGGAAAACAGUACACCUCUCUGAACAGUGUCUGGGAGGCUGUGGUUGCUGCUGCACGCAAUGUUGAUGGUGAACAGAUCAAAACACUGACAGAAUCCAUGGAUUGCAGGCUUUUGAGUGUCCUUGCAAAGAAAGGUGGCUAUAUUGGUCACUGAUUUGUUUUUGUUUUGUUUUUGAAUGUCAGAAAUGUAUAUUUGUGAAUGUUGAGAUGUUAUAUUGGUUUCACUGGUAAUAAUAAAUAAUUGAAAUGGGUAUAUAUUUGUUUUUUGUUAAGUUGCCUAAUAAUUAUGCACAGUAAUAGUCACCUGCACACACAGAUAUCCCCCUAACAUAGCUAAAACUAAAAACAAACUAAAAACUACUUCCAAAAAUAUUCAGCUUUGAUAUUAAUGAGUUUUUUGGGUUCAUUGAGAACAUGGUUGUUGUUCAAUAAUAAAAUUAAUCCUCAAAAAUACAACUUGCCUAAUAAUUCUGCACACCUGUGUGUGUGUGUAUGUAUAUGUGUAUGUAUGUAUGUAUGUAUGUAUGUAUGUAUGUGUGUAUAUAUAUAUAUAUAUAUAUAUAUAUAUAUAUAUAUAUAUAUAUAUAUAUAUAUAUAUAUAUAUAUAUAUAUAUAUAUAUAUAAUGUUAUAUCAAAUUAAAGCCCUUUCUGUCCUUUAAAAAACAGUAUAUAAUAUGUGUCGGUGCAAUAAAUGAGAGAGAUGCAAAUUGCAGUUGAACGCAAACAGCAAGAAAAUGCAAAAAUUGCUUGUGUCAUUAAGCGUAAGUCAAGCUUCUGAAGCUGUGUCCUUAAGGGGUUAAGGGGUUUAAAGGAUCACUAUAGGGUCAGGAAAACAAACACGUAUUCCUGACCCCAUAGUGUUAAAACCAUCAUCUAGACCAGCUGGGCCCCUCAUGCCUCCACAAAUAUAGCAAAAUCUUACUGUAUUCAAGCCUGAAGCUGUAACUCUGCAUGCUGUUUGCCUAAAAAAAAAAACCAAACAAGCAGUCUGCUGACAUCAUCAGAAUUGGCUGAGACUGACAAAGAGGCAGAUCAGGGGAGGGCCAGCAUGAUUCAAACACAGCCCUGGCCAAUCAGCAUCUCCUCAUAGAGAUGAAUUGAAUCAAGGAAUCUCUAUAAGGAAAGUUCAGUGUCUGCAUGCAGAGGGAGGAGAUACUGAAUGUUUGGAUGCAUUUUAGGCAGCCAUGACCCAGGAAGGAUCUCUAACAGCCAUCUAAGGAGUGGCCAGUGAAGUUAUCACUAGGCUGUAAUGUAAACACUGCAUUUUCUCUGAAAAGACAGUGUUUACAGCAAAAAGCCUGAUAGUAAUGAUUCUACUCACGAGAACAAAUUCAAUAAGCUGUAGUUGUUCAGGUGACUAUAGUGUCCCUUUAAGUUUUUUAAUAUGUUUUGUCAAAUGCACCACGUGGUGUGUUUGUGGAGUGUCCCUUUAAAAAGAUGACCUGAUGGCUAUAAAAUUACACAAAAAUGUAAUUACUUUCUUUAUGUUUUGAAUUUUGACAGAUCUUUUUGGAACAGAAAAAAAUGCUGAAAACUGGACUAAACAUCGCUCAUUUCAAAACCCACGUGAGGAUGAUUGAAGAGGAGACCGAGGAGUACUUCAAGCGCUGGGGGGACAGUGGAGUUGGAAGUAAGAAUUGUGAUGUAUUACAACACUAUGAUGUUUGUUAGCUGCACACACCUCCGCUUACAGCUGCCUCUUCUGCAUGGACUUUUACAGAUUGUUUGCAUCAUGCAUUUAUGUUUCAUUGCUAUCCCUUUCCUUAUACGUUUUCUCCUUUGAUGUAUUCCUUGUGGCCAUAACCUGAGUAUUAUGAGUUGUACAAUGCUGUUAAAUAUUCGCUGAUCCCCUUAAUAAAGAGAACAUUAGCAGGUAUUAGGAAGCAGUGUCUUUCCAUUCAAAGUGCCGCCGAGUUAAACAGCUUUGUCUUGAGAACUAUUUGUAGUCAGCGGAAGUAUGUUAAAUUAUAAUAUUUUAUCAUUUUCAUGAUAAAUUUAGAAUUUGCUAAUUUUGAAAUCAUGAUGUUGUCACAAGUUUUGAUUUUUGUUAAUUUGGAGCAGAGAAGACUAUAAUCUUAACCCCUUAAGGACACGUGACAUGUCAUGAUUCCCUUUUAUUCCAGAAGUUUGGUCCUUAAGGGGUUAAAGGGACAGUCAAACACAAGCCACAUGCUGCUAGGAAUUAAUGGAACAAAUUGUGUUUUUUCUUCCACUGCUUUAAGAUUUUGAGCUCUGAGCCACACUUCAUAGAGUAAUGCUGAUAAACUACUUAUUGUUCACUUCUUGUGAAGAUCCUGUGACAUAGCAUCCGUUCCCAUUUGUAUAUAUUGUUACUUUUGAACAAAUUGUUAGUAACUUGAUUUUAUAUUCUUUCUCUGAGGCAGUUGGUUCAUUUAUUUUAUGAUGUUUUUUCUCACCCCGCCUUCUAGAUUUAUUUGAGGCUCUUUCAGAACUGAUCAUCCUGACAGCCAGUCGAUGCCUACAUGGGAAGGAGAUUCGGAACCUUCUCAAUGAAAAAGUGGCACAACUAUAUGCAGAUCUGGAUGGAGGUUUCACACACGCAGCUUGGCUUCUGCCCGGAUGGCUACCAUUACCCAGCUUCAGGUAGUCCUUAAAACAAAUAAUUGAAUCAAAUGUUUUUUUCCUAGAUAUUGGCGAGGGGAAACUUAGCUGCGGUGACGGUUCCAUUGACUUUUCAGGCUUGCAAUGGCAAGUAACUUUUUAGGUCUGGCUAGCGGAAUAGGACUUGAAGUUUUAAGACCUGAUUUUUAACAAGUGGUGUAUUUCCACCACGUUUAAUUUAAUAGCAAGAAUGGUAAAUACAAACACAGAAAAAGUAACUUAACUUUAAAAUAUAUUCAAAGUUCUGACAAAUAUCAACAAAAUCUUAUAAAUGACUUUUAGGGGAGUUACCAUGGUCCUGUUGUGUAAUCUGAAAAUCUAAAUAAGUCUUUGUUCUUUGACGCUAAAUCUGUUUAAAAUUGGUAUAAUCUCUACAGGCGCAGAGACCGGGCUCACCGAGAAAUCAAGAAUAUUUUCUACAAGGUGAUCCAGAAGCGCAGGCAGUCGAAAGAUCCUGACGAUGAUAUGUUGCAAACACUUGUGGACGCAACGUACAAGUAUGUAUAAAAUAAGGAAUUAAUAUUAUUGUCUUGUGACAAUUGGCUUGCGAAAUAACUUAUGAAGUUAUUCAAGAGAGUGUGAAUUUCAUAUUGUAGGUCACAAUAUCUAAACUGAAAAUCCUCUACUUACAAACCCUUCCCUCUCUUUCUCAUCAUUUGAAGUUCAAACAAUUUGCCUAUUUAAACCCAUCUCUGCAAACCUGAAGGAGGAUGUGCCUCCAACUGUGGCACAACAAGUCAACCCGCUAUCUGCAGAUAUGCUCCCAUUUAGCUGAAUGCUGCCGGAAGUUUCACACCUUGUCAGACUUUCUCCAUUACAAUACAUCUUGCGCUCGUACAGCGCAGGCUUCACCUUUUCUAAACAAUCAUAUUUUUCCUAUCAUUAGUUCAUUCUCCCACAAUCCCAGGUGUCUCUUUGAUACCUUCCACUCUCUUCUUCACCCUGUUGUGGCCACUUGCCAACUAACCUUGCAGCUGAUAGCUUUUCAUGCUACGUUACUGAAAAGAUUAAAAGGACACUAUAGGCACCCAGACCACUUCAGCUAAGUGAAGUGGUCUGUGUGCAGUUCCCCAGGUCCCUUAACCAUGCAAAAGUAAUAAUUGCAGGUUUGCAGUGUUAACUCCACCUCUAGUGGCUAUCUACCAAACCGCUACUAGAGGGACUUCUGGGCUGUUAGGUAAGUUUUGGUCACCUGACACUGCACCCCUCCCUGUCACAGGUGCCUCAUCCCAGGGCCCUAUUUAGCCUUGUACUGCAGAGAACGCGAGAUUGGAAAUUUUUCCCCGAGUAAGUAGCUCAUUUAACAGACAUUUGACUGUUCGAGUAGGACCUGCCAAAGAUGGGGUAAAUUGACAUUGUGGCCGGCUUAUGCCAUGUAUGAUCGUAAAAUGUAACUAAACUCCCAUUAUUUUUUGCCUAGAUUAGGUGUUUAAAAAAAAACAAAAACUAACAAUCUGCCAGCAGCAAAGUUGCUGCUUAGUAGAUAAGGGAGUGCCCUGAGUUUUCAUCGUUACCUAACUGACACUGGACGUCCUCAUGCUAUGCAUGAUGACAUCCAGCGUCACCUGAAACCCCAUAGGAAAGCAUUGAAUAAUAAUGUGUAAUGCUGCACUUCUCCUUUCUUCUCGCCACACAACAUAAUGCCUUCCAAUCUUACAUUAUCAGAUCUCUCUCCUUUUGUCUUGUGCUGUCCUUAACACAUGUCUUAACUGCUCUCUUUACUCUGACAUUGCCCCCGCUUCCCAUAACCAUGCUACAAUUGCCCUUCCUAUUUUUGUUUUUUAUUUUAUUUAUUUUUUAAAUACCCCACCUUCUCUAGAUUGUAUACUUGUUUGAGUAGGGUCCUCAUCAAACUAUUGUUCCUGUAACAUUUAAUAUUGAUUAUUAAAUUCUCCCCCUUAUAAUAUUGUAAAGCAAUACACUGGCACUAUAUAACUGCUAAUAAUAAUGAUAAUCAUAGUCACAGUAAAAUUCGGUCACUGAUAAGGAAGCUCAUAGGAAAGCAUUGGAAUCAUGCACAGUAGGUCCCCAAUGCUCCUCUACAAGGACCACUGGAUUGGAGCAGAGAUAGGGAAUCCAUGCCUCAUCGAUGACCUCUCAGGAGGACGAGAGUUGGGCAGUGCCAAGGGAGUCUCAUUUUUUUUUUUUUUUUUUUAAGUGUCUUGACUCUAACUAGAGACAGAGACACAUUAGUUUUAGGAAGACAUGUUUGUAUUCCUAAUGCUAUAAUUUAAGUCCCAAUAGCUGAACUGGCUUGCAACAUUAUUCUAUUUAUUGUAGCCUGAUAAUUCAUAGUUUAAUGGGUAACAAUUAUUGCAUUUGGUAUAUUUGACCGUGUAAGAGCCAUCCUAUUCUAUCUAUUUAGCUCCCUGUUAAUUAAGCUAGACUGGUAAUGCAAGAUUAGUUAAAGUAAAGAAUGAAAUGUAAGGCACCAACAUUGCAUGCUUUAACAUAAUGUCAUUAAUAGCACCCUGAGCUGAACACUCUCUUCUCCUCCGUUACGCUUUGAAGAGUGACACUCUGUAAUGUAUUCAUUAACCUGGGAAUAGUGGGCAAUUGACACGAGGAUCGCAACGUUCCACCAAUAUAGCCGAAUAACCAUUGAAGAUAUUCUCUAACCAACUCUGCUAUUUUAACAUAAAAUGUAUAUAUUACCUUCACUGUCAAUGACUGAUUUAAUGAAUUAACCCCCCACUUGCUUCACACAUCUGUGGACUGAGAUUCGAGGAAAAACCCUGAAGACAAAAUGGGGUUUCUUUGUUCUAAGGCCACAAACCUGUACAGUAAAAUUCAUUGUAUAUAAUUAAUCUUUAUUGCUUUUCUGUACAUAAUCUUCCUCCUUUCUCCUAGGGAUGGCACCCCAUUAACCAAUGAUGAGAUUGCAGGAAUGCUAAUUGGUUUACUAUUAGCUGGACAACACACGUCUUCCACCACCAGUGCCUGGAUGGGAUUUUUCUUGGCUAAAAAUAAAUCUUUUCAGGAUCAGUGCUUUGCGGAGCAGAAAGCUGUGUGUGGAGAAGAUCUGCCAUCUCUAAACUAUGAUCAGGUGAGCUGUUAUAGCAGGGUGAAAAUUCAGCUCCUUCAAAGGUCUAAAAGUUAAUUGCCACUGUAAACCUGGAGGGUCCAUGGCACCUCACCAGGUGAGGUUAGUGGAGAGUGGAAAUUGUUACCCCAACAAGGAGGGAAAUUCCCAACAAUAAGUCAGGUUUACCUCUUGGUAAUAUUCCAGGGAACAUGCUGGUUAUUCAGAUCCCACAGGCUGGACUCUGCUAAAAAGAAAUUAUUCAAACAGUGUAUCUGUAAGCUAGAGAUAGAUAGAGAUAUAUAUAUAUAUAUAUAUAUCUCUAUCUUAGAGAUACAUGUGUCAGUUUGUGUGUCUGUAUGUAUGUCUGUGUGCCAGUCAGUAUGUCUGUGUAUGUGUCAGUAUGUAUGUCUGUCACAGUGUCUGUGUGUGUGUCAGUGUGUAUACCUGUGCAUGUAUCUGUAUGUAGCCAAUGUGUGUAUCUGCAUGUGUGUCAGUGUUUGUAUCUGCAUUUGUCAGGUUAUGUAUCUGUGUGUCUGUAUGUUGUCAUUGUGUAUGUCUGUGUAUCUGUAUGUUAGUGUAUCUGCGUGUGUGUGUGCGUGUGUGCAUCUGUGUGUCUGCAUGUGUGCCAGUUUGUGUGUCUGUAUGUGUGUGUGUCAGUGUGUAUAAAUGUGUCUGUAUAGCUGCAUCUGUAUGAUUGUGUAUAUCUGUGUAUCUGCAAGUGUUUCUGUGUGUGUAUGUGUAUCACUGUGUGUGUUUGUGACAGUGCAUGUGUAUUUGUGCAUACAUCUCAGCAUUCAACACUACACGCAAAUACACACCUGCAUUCAAACUUCAACACUACAUAUAAACACACCUCUUUUUUUAAACAACAAAAUUAUAUAUAAACACACCAGUGUAUUCAUAAACCAACACUACACAUAAAUGCAUACUUGCAUUUAAUUUCCAUCUCCACAUACAAACACACCCAUACAUUCACACAAACAUACUCCAUACAAAAACAUGCUUACACUCAAACACACAAAUACUGCUCAGUGCUAAAUAUAACCCUGCAUGCAUAGGAAAAAUGGUAGCGCCCCAGCUGUCAAAGCAUUGUUGGCGUUGCAUGACAGAUGGGGAUCUACCUUUUGCCCCCUCUUGCCCAAAAUAAUUCAUGCACCAGAGCCCUCUCUACUUUACGUCCGCCUCUGCGUUGGGGUGGGGGGCAUGAUUGCAUGCCAGGGAGGGGACGACCGGGUUCAGGGGGCCCAAGCAAAUGUUUGCCCAGGGUCCAAUCCAUAUUAAAGACGGCCCUGACAGUAUAUGUAUCUGUAUGACAACUUUAAUUAUAAUUUUCUACUUUAACCUCCUUGCAGUGGCUGGUUCUUGGCACAGUAGUUGUAAAUUACAUCACCACCCACUAGCCAUAGGGCAAACAAUCUUCUCAAGUCUGCAGUUUGUGAUAGUUUGAAAAGCAAUAAACAUGACUUAUUUCAGACUUACCAUAAUUUUCUUUUCCUGGCUAUUAUCCACCGCCACUGCCCCUGUUGCUAAAGACAGAAAUUUAUAUUGAGUAAUGGGUAGUGUAAAAGGUCCCCCCUCUCUGCAUAUGCCAGCCAUGUUUCCAAGCUUAUUAUGUUUUAUUUAUUUUAUCAUCUAAAAUAUAUUCUUAGGGGUGUAUUCAACAACCAGUAAGUAACAGUGCAGCUUGGAUAAUUGUUCGGCUAAAAGCCAAGUUAGAAAAUAAUCAGUUUAAUGAUUAAACAUCUUAUUCUGUUCAGUGUAUCCUAAAUUACAGUGACGUUUUACCUAACAAACUAAUUAUGGGGCUAACAUACAGAGAUCAUGUACAUUUUCCUUGAUCAUGUAAACAAUACCAUACAGUACAAAUAUAGAAAAAAAAUUUACUUCACGUGUUUUUUCACGAGUGUUUCACUACUACUUUAUUAUUAUUUAUCAUUUUUGCUUUGCCUAGUCGGCUUAAUAAAGGUUAUACCUAACAAUUAUUGUAAUAAAUCUAGAGAUAUCAUUUGGUGAAGUGGAUGUCCAAAUUUCUCCAUCUCUAGUGGAACAGCCACUUCACUUUAGUCUUAUCCUUUUAAAAAUACCAUACAGUGUUAAUGUACAUUCUCAUUUGCAGCUAAAGGAUAUGCAAGUACUGGACCGGUGUAUAAAGGAAACUCUAAGACUGAGACCCCCCAUUAUGACAAUGAUGAGAAUGGCUAGGACACCCCAGGUCAGUAGUACAUUUAAGGUUUCUGCAGAAUGUACUCGUAACAUGUUGGUUUAUCAGGCCGCACUAUGUUUCCCCUGCUUAAGGGCUCCACAUUGGAUGAUGCACUGUGAUACGGCUGGUCUUGCCAGCUAUAUGUGUGUGUCUGUAUCGGAUACACCAUAAUAGCAGUGCUACAUAGAGCUUGCUACACAUUCUUCUAAAUAUGUCUCAAUGUAACAUCUAAAACAGAUACAAUGCAGUUUACCUGUAGGUGUUUGGUAUGAAGCAGUUUCCUAGUAAAAUUUGAGUGUAUGUAAUUUCUUGUAUUCAGAUACUCUCCGGUUCCUUGUAUAUUUUAUAUUUGAGUAGGUAGUGGGAAAUUGCUCUAUGAAUUCAUGUCCCAUGGAAGUAGAAUUCAAUAUGUGGCUAACAUAGAGUCGUACCCAGUAACUACCUAUAAAGCUCCUGUGCUCAUGUAAGAUUGGUACACAAUGUACUUCCAUCUCAUACUCUCUCCCAUAACACCUGGAGCAAAAAUAUAAUCGAAUUGACAAGGCUAAACUGGUGGUAAAAUAUUAAAUCCUAAGUAUGUAUUCAAAAUAGGUUUCCAAAGUUCUUUUUUUUUUUUUUUUUCUUGCAUUUCAAACUUAUGACAUAACAUUGUACAGUUACAUAUUAAAAUUUCUUCUAGGUUUUAGUAGCUCAAAAUGUUCUUCAUUCUUAUCUUUGGAAAAGGACAAAUGAAAAAAAAAUUCUGCAGCUGUACUGGAUAAGAAUUCUGUUUGUCUUUUUAGGAGACUGUUGGAGGUUACGUGAUUCCUCCUGGACACCAGGUAUGCGUGUCUCCAACUGUUAACCAUCGCCUACGAGACACAUGGGUACAAAAUACAGAUUUUAACCCAGACAGAUACCUUCAUGAAAAUCCAGCAGCAGGAGAGAAGUUUGCAUAUGUUCCUUUUGGUGCAGGUAAUGCCAGUGAUUGAGGCACAGAGUCAUUACACCUACAUAAUUAUAUUGUGGUUCAGCAAAGACUAUUCUGGUAGACUUAUCAUUAGUGAUGUCGCGAACGUGAAUUUUUCGGUUCUUGAAUGGCGAACGCGAACUUCGGCAAAUGUUCGCGAACCGCCAUAGACUUCAAUGGGCAGGCGAAUUUUAAAACCCACAGGGACUCUUAUUGGUUGAAGGGGGGGGGGGGGAGACCUACUCUCCUCCCCCGAGACCUACUCUCCUCCCCAGGAUUCACACACCCCUGGGCGUGGGUGGGCCAUAAAGAAUGUGAUGAAAUCACUGUCCCCAGCCCCCACCCCUGAGCGGGGCCCUAAUAACUAUAAGGGGGGUACCUAUUAUCCCCCCCCCCCCGCCCCCACCCCUGCGCGGCGGGUGGGGGCCAUAUUGAUAAUGAGGGGGGGGGGGGACCUACUGCCGCCCCCCCCUGCGCGGCGGGUCGGGGCCGUAUUGAUAAUGAGGGGGGGGACCUACUGCCCCACCCCUGCGCGGCGGGUGGGGGCCAUAGUGAUGAGGGGGGGGACCUACUGUCCACCCCCCCUCCGGCCCCCACCCCUGGGCGGCGGGUGGGGGCCCUAAAGACUAAUGAGGGGGGGGGCCUACUGUCCUCCCCCCCGGCCCCCACCCCUGGGCGGCGGGUGGGGGCCACAAAGAUAAUGAGGGGGGACACCUACUGUCCUCCCCCCCCAGCCCCCACCCCUGGGCGGCGGGUGGGGGCCACAAAGAUAAUGGGGGGGGGGGGAGGAGACCUACUGUCAUCCCACCCCUGGGCUGCAGGUGGGGGCCACAAAGAUAAUGAGGGGGGGGACCUACUGUCCUCCCCCCCGGCCCCCACCCCUGGGCUGCGGGUGGGGGCCCUAAGUAAAUCCCCCCCCAAGGUGACUAGGGGUCCCCAAGCCCCUAGUCACCCCCCCAAAUAAAAAGUCCCUACCUACCCCCCUCACCCUAAAAAAUAGUGAGGCGGGAAUAAAAUAGCUAACCUGUAAAAUAAAAGUAAACUUACCAUUCGAUGUCUUCUUUUUUCUCAAAUCUUCUUUUUUCAGCCCCAAAAAAGGCCAAAUAAAAAACCAUCAUAACCGUCGAAUUGAAAAUAAAAUAAAAAUCCCGAGCGCAAAAAAAAAAACCCGACGAAAAAGAAAAAACCAGAGCGCAAAAAAUAAUCCAUCGUCACCCAUGGAGGGCUCCGCGCAGACUGAGCUCUGCAGGGUGGGGGAAGGCUUAUAAAGCCUUGCCACGCCCUGCAAUUAGGCUAAGAACACUCUGAUUGGUGGGUUUAAGCCAAUCAGAGUGCUCUUUGUCAUUUUACACAGCGUGGGAAAAUUCCAAAGAACUUUCCCACGCUGUGUAAAAUGACACAUAGCACUGUGAUUGGAUGGGAGGUAUAGUCUAUGCACACCAAAUGCCAAACUGCACCCAGUAUCCUUUCUUUUUUUUUUUUUUUGAUUUUUUUGAUUUUUUUCAAGUAUAUCUCUAAAUUUAUGCAAAUACGAAUGGCUGCAAUAUCACAGUAUAUCAAUCAAUGUAUGCUUUUUACUCAUUUAUGUUUUGCAUGUACUGAUUUUAAAGGAUUGUGUUGAUGUAUAAUAAAUCUACACUUUCUUUUAUUAUAGGUCGGCAUCGUUGCAUUGGUGAGAAUUUUGCUUACGUCCAGAUUAAAACCAUUUGGUCUACAAUGCUACGUUUGUAUGAGUUUGAACUGGUUGAUGGAUAUUUCCCCUCCAUAAAUUAUACCACCAUGAUUCACACCCCAAACAACCCAGUCAUCAGAUAUAAAAGAAGGAAACAUUAAUCCAUGAACUUUAACUGCUCAACAGAAGAUACAUUUUACUUUGAAAAUUUUAAAUUAAGAAGGGGGGUGGGGUUUAAAAAAAAAAAAAAAAAAACACUUGCAAUUGUGGGAUUUAUUUGCUAAACUCUAUAGUGAACUGAAAUUUGAAAGCAGAUUUAAGGAACAAAUAUCUAAGCUGUGACUAUAGUUGAGCUAGGUAAUGGUUCCAUAUAAUCUAGGUUUGGCUAAAUAUCUGGAAUUCAAAGUUUAACAAACACCCUGUGCAAGUUAUGCAUUUUAUAAAAUAUGUGAAAUAAUUGUGUAUAAAAUUUUAUGUUCGAUUGACAAGUUGAGUUGUGUAUAUAGGUUUUAUUAAACAAACUUUCAAUUUGCGUGAUUUUCAAAAUAACUUGUCUGAGGAUUAAUUCAAUAAAACUGCAAUAUGCCCACCUUCCAAUGUAAUAUCACAGGAGAUAGUGUGCAGAGAAUUUCAGUGAAAUUACAACACAGUCUAUGUGAGUAUGUCAUAAAGAUUCUAUCUUUAUUAUUCUAUCUUUAUGAUUUACCCAUUUUGGAUGGGGACGAAAGAGCCGCUUUAAAAGCAUUGGUACAAGAAGUUUCAUUAAAGGGGCAAUUCAGGCACCAACACAACUUGUAUGCCUCCUGUGCCCCUCCUCCUGCAUUUUACAUAUUAACCCUGACCAGGGCUCUUUUUACAUUUCUGCGGUGUUUGUGUUUAGCUGUAAAUUUCCUCUUACCCAUUUACUGUACCCACACAUAUAUAUAGUUUUUCUUGCCAUUAAAUGAUCUUUCUAGAGAUACCAUUAUUUUCAUAAUUUCAUAUAAUUUACUAUAAAAUAAAAUGAUGAAAAGUCUUUAAGAGUUACUGCCAAAGAACACCCCAAUAUGUGUUCAGCAACAUCUCCUGAGUACAGUGAUACCCCCAUGUAUAAGUGUUUCGGGUUCUCUGGGGGCUAAAAGAACUUCUUUGGAGGGUGCGCAUUCCAGUUUUCCAACUUGGAAUUUUCACCGCUGGUCAUCAUGCACCCAUGUCCUAUUGGACAUUUUUUAAGCCGGCCAAUGUAAUUUACCCCCAUCAAACCAUAUGUUUUUGAAAAGUAAACUCCUUAGGGUAUUUCAAAUGGUGGUAUUUUAACAUGCACUAAUUCUACAACCAUUCAAAAAUGCUGGCCAAAGUUAGCUUUUUUGCAUUUUACACAAAAAACUGCACUUUUACUGGUGAUAUCAUCGUCAUAAGUUUUACUGUUUCACUCAUAUUUGUGUUCAGCAAAGACUCCCAAGUAUAACAAUACUACCCAUGUACAGAUUUUAUGGUGUUUUGGAACGUUACAGGGUCCAUAUAGGGCUUGCCCAAUUUAGUUUGUCAGAUUGGUCUGCUGGGUCUGUGUUGCCUUUUGAGACCAAAUGGUAGUCCAGAAAUGUGAAUUAACCCCAUCAUGGCAUACUAUUUUCAAAUGUAGACAACCCAGGGUAUUCAAAAUGGGGUAUGUCCAGUCUUUUGUAGUAGCCACUUAAUCACAAACGCUGGUC
Molecule: messenger RNA, 22941 nt
Organism: Pelobates cultripes (western spadefoot toad)
Lineage: Eukaryota; Metazoa; Chordata; Amphibia; Anura; Pelobatidae
Source: the annotation of a GenBank genome assembly